AUCGUCUGCAUAGCGUGGAAUUCCCGCGUCCCUCUUUAAUGAGAUGCUACAAAAAGAACAUCGAAAUCUGUGAUCGGAGUUGGUCUCAGUGCAGUUUUUGUCCAUCACGUUAGUGAAGUCAUCGAUUAUGAGCUGAUUUUAGUUGCCAUCAAAGAUGGAAUCGAAUAAAACGACUCGAACUUUUGAUGUGUAGUGUAGUAAACAAUGUAGAGUAAUUGUUGAUUCUUUGGGGUCAAAUCCAGACCUCUAAGAAUUUUUUUUUACCCUUUGGAAUAAUGAGCUCCAGGAUUCGUUGCUGUCUUCCCCUAAUCGUUAUUCUGUGCUAUUUUUCUCUGGAAGCUUAUGCUUUUACCGGCCACAACACACCGCCAGUAUUUGAUUUCAAACGAGAAUGGCUUAUUCAAGAAAACGAACCAGUUGGUAGCCGCAUCAUUACAGUUCGAACGCGCGACGAAGAUGGUGAUCAUAUCGAGUACGGAAUCGAACCUGCGAGAUACGUCGAUGGUUCGGACUACUUCCGCAUUAACAAAGACACCGGAGAAGUCUACUUGGAUAAGACCCUCUCGGGGCAGGGUGGAAGUGACUUUUAUUUGUACAUAACAGCUAACGAUGGCCAUCAAAUGGCCAAAAUCGAAGUCUACAUUCGUGUUCUGGAGUCGAACAGGGCGGCACCUCCCUCGGAACCCCCCCUUGACGUCCCUUUCCCCACGUCGCACCCCCUUCGGCCCUUUCCUCCCUUUGUACCCAGCGCCCCUCACCCCGCCCACCCCUCCCCCUCCUCUUCCCGACCUUUUCGCCGCCCCACGCAAGGUCACCCCAAGACCCCCUCCCCCACUGCCCCCUCCGUCAGCGAUGCCCCGAGCGAUCAGCCCCCAGUUCGCGAGGUUCCUCCGAGAGAGGGCGCGCCGGGGCAGGGGGCGGGAGACGUGACGUCAACUCUCCUUCCGAUCCUGGCAGUGACAGGAGUGGCACCAGUCCUCAUGCUGAUGCUCUGGUUCCUUCACAGACGAUGCAAGCACACCGAAAAACUUGUUGCUCUGAAGAAAGCAUCCUCUGGAGCGGCCCGAAGAGAAGGCAGUCUAUCGGAAACGGUGGCUUUCAGCUACUCUCCUGCAGCUUUGCUCCGCCCCGCGACACCGCCCUUCAACGCCCAAUCCACGCAAAGCAGCAACCCACCCAGACUUGGUGGAGAAUUUGAUAAGUGGGAGUUUCCCCGCCAUCGCCUACAAUUUGUAGGCAUUGUCGGAGAAGGAUGUUUCGGGCAAGUUUGGAAGUGCCUCGCCCAAGACAUCGGCCCCCUGGAAGAGACGAUUCCAGUAGCAGUCAAGACACUUAAAGAGAACGCUACUGAGAAAGAGAAGAAAGACUUGCUGUCUGAGCUGGAAGUGAUGAAACUGCUUGAACCUCACUCAAAUGUUGUUACUCUGUUGGGAUGUUGCUCUGAUAAAGAUCCGAUUUUAGUCAUCAUGGAAUUUGUGAACAGAGGCAAGCUGCAGACAUAUUUGAGAGAAAGUCGAGCAGAAAGGCUGUACGGCAACUUGUAUGGCAGCAGCAAACACCUCACAUCCAGAGAUCUCACCACCUUCUCAUACCAAAUAGCCAAAGGGAUGGACUAUCUUGCCAGCAAAGGAAUAAUCCACCGAGAUCUGGCUGCAAGAAAUGUUCUAGUAGAUGAAAAUAAAGUUUGCAAAGUGGCUGAUUUCGGAUUUGCGAGAGAUGUCAUCGCCAGUCACGUUUAUGAAAGGAAGUCGGAGGGUCGUCUCCCUAUAAGAUGGAUGGCUCCAGAAUCCCUUUUUGACAACAUCUAUACUACAAAGACAGAUGUUUGGUCUUUUGGGGUACUCCUGUGGGAGAUUGUAACAUUGGGUUCCACUCCAUACCCUGGGCUAAGUGCAAACGAAGUGAUUCGAAGGGUUCGAGACGGACAUCGGUUGGAAAAACCGGACCAUUGCCGAAGAGAGAUGUACAAUAUCAUGUUUUACUGCUGGGAUAAAGACCCAACACAGAGGCCCACCUUCGGAGAGCUGGUCAAUCUGCUGGACAGGCUGCUGGUCAGCGAGCACACCUACAUUGAGCUCGAGAGGUUUCCUGAUCAUUCGUAUUACAACAUUACUGACUUGUCCGGAGAAAAACUGUGAUACGAUCAUUGAGGAUUCUUCAUUGAUCACCCCUUUUUUGCACACUUGUUUGUCACUAACACUAAAAAAUGUUUGCAAAGAUAUCUCAUGUGUAUUUUGUAUGUAGAAGAAACUAUUCUGGUGUUGCAGCUAGUUCAAUGAACAUUAUUUUUGCUAGAAACAUUGCUGAAGUGUUUUUAUAUCAUCUCUUCCAUUUUCUUCAUUGAUCAUGCUCCUGAUCUCACUGCUUUGUGCUUCUGCACUAGAAAGCACUUUCAGGUUAACUUUUUGCUAGUAAUUUACAGAUUGUGUGCAAAGCAGUUUUCAUUUUCAAAGCAAUAUUAUCUUAGAAUUCAUCUUCAAAAAUGAAAUGUUUCUGAUUUAUAGAGGUUGAAAGGCAAUGACCUUUUAUAAUAGUCAUGUAUUCCAGUGCUGAAUUAAACCCAUUUACAGUUAACAUUCAGAAAGUGAGCAAUGUUUUACCCAUUUUUCGCUUGGCAUAUAUAAUAAUCAAAAAUCAACUAUCCAAUUGGAACUAAUAUUCUAGUUUUGAAUAGAGUUCAAUUACUAAUUAACAUCGAAUCAAAAUUUGAAUAUUAUUUUAUAUACCUAGAGUAAGUUUGAAAUUAAAAAAACUUGCAGUAUUUGAAAUAAAAAAAACUUAAAAUUCCAAAAAUAAAACCAUAUUUGUUACUUCUAUAAAUCAAUUUCAUUU
This is a messenger RNA of Uloborus diversus, 2832 nucleotides long. Its product is annotated as tyrosine kinase receptor Cad96Ca-like. The record is from RefSeq and is a predicted model, not a curated record. Gene Ontology annotation, biological process: homophilic cell-cell adhesion; protein phosphorylation; multicellular organism development. The transcript has 12 exons. Bases 276 to 2138 code for a protein of 620 amino acids. Lineage: Eukaryota; Metazoa; Arthropoda; Arachnida; Araneae; Uloboridae. Gene Ontology annotation, molecular function: transmembrane receptor protein tyrosine kinase activity; ATP binding; calcium ion binding. Gene Ontology annotation, cellular component: membrane; signaling receptor complex.